Messenger RNA from Nycticebus coucang (slow loris), 3047 nucleotides. RefSeq names its product kinase suppressor of ras 2 (gene KSR2). Gene Ontology annotation, biological process: protein phosphorylation. Lineage: Eukaryota; Metazoa; Chordata; Mammalia; Primates; Lorisidae. The coding region runs from base 24 to 2903 and encodes 959 amino acids. The transcript has 20 exons. The record is from RefSeq and is a predicted model, not a curated record. Gene Ontology annotation, molecular function: protein kinase activity; ATP binding.
GAAGGGGGAUUGCAGAGCAAGCGAUGGAUGAGGAAAACAUGACGAAAAGCGAGGAGCAGCAGCCUCUGAGUUUGCAAAAAGCCUUACAGCAGUGCGAGCUGGUCCAAAACAUGAUAGACUUGAGCAUCUCCAACCUGGAAGGGCUUAGGACCAAAUGUGCCACCUCCAACGACCUCACGCAAAAAGAGAUCCGGACCCUGGAGAGCAAGCUAGUGAAGUACUUCAGUCGGCAGCUGUCCUGCAAAAAGAAGGUGGCCCUGCAGGAGCGCAAUGCUGAGCUGGACGGCUUCCCCCAGCUCCGGCACUGGUUCCGGAUCGUCGAUGUGCGCAAGGAAGUCCUGGAGGAGAUCUCCCCGGGCCAGCUGAGUCUGGAGGACCUCUUGGAGAUGACGGAUGAGCAAGUGUGUGAGACUGUGGAGAAAUACGGAGCCAAUCGGGAGGAGUGUGCCCGCCUCAAUGCCUCCCUCUCCUGCCUCAGGAAUGUUCACAUGUCAGGAGGCAACCUUUCCAAACAAGACUGGACCAUCCAGUGGCCCACCACAGAGACGGGGAAGGAGAACACUCCCGUGUGCCCUCCGGAGCCCACCCCAUGGAUACGCACCCACCUCUCCCAGAGCCCCAGGGUCCAGUCCAAGUGUGUCCAGCACUUUUGUCACACCAGCCCUACUCCUGGGGCCCCUGUGUACACUCACGUGGACAGGCUCACUGUGGAUGCCUACCCCGGUUUGUGCCCACCACCGCCACUGGAGUCGGGCCACCGUUCCCUGCCCCCAUCUCCCCGGCAGCGGCAUGCUGUCCGCACGCCACCUCGCACCCCCAAUAUCGUCACCACCGUAACGCCACCGGGCACGCCACCCAUGAGGAGGAAGAACAAGCUGAAGCCUCCUGGGACACCGCCACCCUCCUCCAGAAAGCUGAUACACUUGAUCCCAGGGUUCACGGCGCUACAUCGGAGCAAAUCCCAUGAGUUCCAGCUGGGUCACCGCGUGGAUGAGGCCCACACACCCAAAGCCAAGAAGAAGAGCAAACCCUUGAGUCUCAAUAUCCACAGCAGUGUGGGCAGCUGUGAGAACAUCCCCUCCCAGCAGCGCUCCCCACUGCUGUCCGAGCGUUCCCUUCGCUCCUUCUUCGUGGGACACGCUCCUUUCCUGCCUUCCACCCCUCCUGUCCACACUGAGGCCAACUUCUCUGCAAACACACUGUCAGUGCCGCGCUGGUCCCCGCAGAUUCCUCGCAGAGACCUUGGCAAUUCCAUCAAGCACAGGUUUUCCACCAAGUACUGGAUGUCUCAGACGUGUACAGUCUGUGGGAAAGGGAUGCUUUUUGGCCUCAAGUGUAAAAACUGCAAGUUAAAGUGCCACAACAAAUGCACCAAAGAAGCCCCACCCUGUCACCUCCUCAUCAUCCAUAGAGGAGGUAAGUAUUGUGUUUUUGACCCUACGGACCCAGCAAGGUUAGUCCGCACAGAGUCUGUCCCCUGUGACAUCAACAAUCCUCUACGGAAGCCACCCCGGUAUUCAGACCUGCACAUCAGUCAGACGCUGCCCAAAACCAACAAAAUCAAUAAGGACCACAUCCCUGUCCCAUACCAGCCAGACUCUAGCAGCAACCCCUCAUCCACGACGUCCUCCACGCCAUCCUCACCGGCACCCCCCCUGCCCCCCAGUGCCACGCCGCCUUCUCCCCUGCACCCGUCCCCGCAGUGCACAAGGCAACAGAAGAACUUCAACCUUCCAGCAUCCCACUACUAUAAAUACAAGCAGCAAUUCAUCUUCCCAGAUGUGGUGCCGGUGCCAGAGACGCCGACCCGGGCUCCCCAGGUCAUCCUGCAUCCGGUGACCUCGAAUCCAAUCUUGGAAGGAAACCCAUUACUUCAAAUUGAAGUGGAGCCAACAUCAGAGAAUGAAGAGGUCCAUGAUGAAGCUGAGGAGUCUGAGGAUGACUUUGAGGAGAUGAACCUAUCCCUCCUCUCAGCCCGGAGCUUCCCACGCAAGGCCAGCCAGACCAGCAUCUUCCUUCAAGAGUGGGACAUCCCCUUUGAGCAGCUGGAGAUCGGAGAGCUCAUCGGGAAGGGCCGCUUUGGGCAGGUGUACCACGGCCGCUGGCACGGCGAGGUGGCCAUCCGGCUAAUCGACAUCGAGAGGGACAACGAGGACCAGCUCAAGGCCUUCAAGCGGGAGGUGAUGGCCUACAGGCAGACACGGCACGAGAACGUGGUGCUCUUCAUGGGUGCCUGCAUGAGCCCACCCCACCUAGCCAUCAUCACCAGCCUCUGCAAGGGACGCACGCUUUAUUCAGUGGUGAGGGAUGCCAAGAUCGUCUUGGAUGUCAACAAAACCAGGCAGAUUGCCCAAGAAAUUGUGAAGGGCAUGGGCUACCUCCACGCCAAGGGAAUCCUUCACAAGGACCUCAAAUCAAAAAAUGUCUUCUACGACAACGGCAAAGUGGUCAUCACGGACUUUGGGCUCUUCAGCAUUUCUGGGGUGCUGCAGGCUGGCAGGCGAGAGGACAAAUUGCGCAUCCAGAAUGGCUGGCUGUGCCACCUGGCACCAGAGAUCAUCCGCCAGCUGUCCCCAGACACAGAGGAGGACAAGCUCCCAUUCUCCAAGCACUCUGAUGUGUUUGCACUCGGCACAAUCUGGUAUGAACUCCACGCCAGGGAGUGGCCUUUCAAGACCCAACCAGCAGAGGCAAUAAUCUGGCAAAUGGGCACAGGCAUGAAACCCAACCUCAGCCAGAUUGGCAUGGGAAAAGAAAUCUCGGAUAUUCUUCUCUUCUGCUGGGCCUUUGAACAAGAAGAGAGACCUACCUUCACCAAGCUCAUGGACAUGCUGGAGAAACUGCCAAAGCGAAACCGCCGCCUGUCCCACCCUGGACAUUUCUGGAAGUCUGCAGAGCUGUGACCAUCGGACAAUGGGACGGCGCUCAGUUGCCUCAGCUCCCAAGCCACCUCUUCUCCCUGCUCUGCCCUCUGCCAGCUCAGGAGGCUGGAGAUUCACCCUCAGAGGGGACCGGCUCUGACCAGCCUGAGAACGCUGCACGACAGA